Molecule: messenger RNA, 435 nt
Organism: Papaver somniferum (opium poppy)
Lineage: Eukaryota; Viridiplantae; Streptophyta; Magnoliopsida; Ranunculales; Papaveraceae
Product: nucleolar transcription factor 1-like
Exons: 1
Coding region: 1-435 (144 amino acids)
Source: RefSeq, a predicted model, not a curated record
AUGGAUGGUACGUCCCUCGAUCAGGAGGCUGCUCGUGAUAUGUUCUUGAAAAUAAAAGCUGAGGACGAGAUGCUAGCUGAUUAUCGACAAAGGAGAGACCGACUCCAGCGUAAAAGGUUAGCAGCUGAGCAGAAACUUCAAUAUCGUGCCGACGGUGUAGCUUCAGAUUCAGAUGCUGAGGAAGACGAACCCAUAUGGGAGCCCCGGGAACGCAAAAUUAAGCCACACCGGCUUACCAGGGAGAUUGAGCUGUUAGUUGAGGCCGACCUCGAAGCUGAAUGCAAAAAAGAAGAGUACUGGGAUGCAAUGUACAACGAUCUUGAUGAAAAAGAAGACUUUGGUGAUUAUUCUAACAGUGACUCCGAUGAAGAGAUUGAAGAGGAUUCCACGGAAGACGAUGAUGGUGAUGAUGAGUCUGACGAAUCCGACGAUUAG